AUGGAUACGUGCAAAGUAGGAGAGAGCAAUACAACAUUACUUGUCUUGAUUAAGUCAGCACCGUCGCACAGACCACGAAGAGACGUGAUUCGGGAGACAUAUAUGAGUGACAUCAAGAAGAUGAAUUUAUCCGCUAAGGUGUUAUUUGUCCUCGGAACAACAAAGGUAGCACAGGACCAAGAGAGCAUCAAGGACGAGACUGAGCUCUACGGAGACAUUCUGCAGGCGGACUUCAAAGACCACUACUAUAACCUGACAAUCAAGCUUAUUAUGGGGUUCAAGUGGGUGACCAACUUCUGUAGGAGCACUGAAUUCAUGAUGUCGAUAGACGAUGAUGUGAUGCUGGACCUCGUGACCCUUGUUCAAGACCUAGAGGGGUUACCUUCGCGGAACCGCACCAACUUCUGCCUAGGUGAGCCAAACGUGGGCAAGCCAAUACGAAAUACGUCAAGCAAAUGGUACUGUCCGAAGGCGAUUUACCCAGAGGACACCUAUCCGGUGUCGCCGUAUGGCGCUGGCUACGUCCUAUCUCAAGAUGCAGUCCAGAAGCUAUACAAUGCUUCGAAGAAAUUGCUGCCUGUAGUGCCUUUUGAUGAUGUGUACUGUGGUAAAUGGUCACCUGUUGGUUUCAGUUGA
This is a messenger RNA of Lytechinus variegatus (green sea urchin), 636 nucleotides long. Its product is annotated as lactosylceramide 1,3-N-acetyl-beta-D-glucosaminyltransferase A-like. The transcript is spliced from 2 exons. The record is from RefSeq and is a predicted model, not a curated record. Gene Ontology annotation, molecular function: hexosyltransferase activity. Bases 1 to 636 code for a protein of 211 amino acids. NCBI's taxonomy places the organism in Eukaryota, Metazoa, Echinodermata, Echinoidea, Temnopleuroida, Toxopneustidae. Gene Ontology annotation, cellular component: membrane.